AUGAUCUCGAAUGUUAUCAAAAAUUACGAGAGAAUCGAUUUUCUUUCCAGCUACUAUUUCGGAACUCUUGCAAACCAGGAAGGUUUCGAAGACGCCGAGGACGAAUGCAUGAGAAUUGGUGGACAUCUUCCCUCGAUUUCGAAUGCGUAUCAAAAUUCAGCAGUUCAAAAUGCGGCACACAGAACUAGUGAAAUUAAGGCCGUCUUAGCCGCCUUUUUCGGGAUUACUGGAGUGGAUUGGCGUGAUGACGACCAUGCUCGUGGACUAUUCCAGUCCUGGAGAGAUCCUGUCAUGUGA
This is a messenger RNA of Necator americanus (New World hookworm), 297 nucleotides long. RefSeq lists its product as uncharacterized. Bases 1 to 297 code for a protein of 98 amino acids. The record is from RefSeq and is a predicted model, not a curated record. NCBI's taxonomy places the organism in Eukaryota, Metazoa, Nematoda, Chromadorea, Rhabditida, Ancylostomatidae. The transcript is spliced from 2 exons.